Molecule: messenger RNA, 756 nt
Organism: Penicillium arizonense
Lineage: Eukaryota; Fungi; Ascomycota; Eurotiomycetes; Eurotiales; Aspergillaceae
Product: putative oxidoreductase, 2OG-Fe(II) oxygenase family
Exons: 4
Coding region: 1-756 (251 amino acids)
Molecular function (GO): dioxygenase activity
Source: RefSeq, a predicted model, not a curated record
AUGAUGUCCAGCGAGAAAUCGCUGCCACUUGCUAACUUGAAAACCAUCCACUUAGAGGAUCUUCGCAGAGGAUCAGUCGGGGAAAAAGAAAAGCUCUUUGCGGCUGCCCAAGAUGAUGGCAUAUUCUAUCUGGAUUUUACCGAGGAUCUGGGCGAGCAUCGGAUAUCAGAUCUAAUCCAGAACAUCUACAGCCUUAGCCAGUCCUUGUUCGACCUCGACCUGGAUGAGAAGAUGCAGUAUGAUGUUGAUCAGAUCAGCAAACUCAAGCUGAAUGGCUACAAGCCCAUCAGCCGCAACAUUGGGGGUAUCAAAGGCCAACGGGAUGGAUUCGAGAGCUACGCGAUCCCACGCAACGGAAUCCUCGGGUUUAACCCCUUCAUCCACCCCCCACUCCUGGACAACCACAUCCACCUCCUCCAAAACUUCCUCCUAACCUGCAUCGGCAUAUCCCAAAACAUCUUCGAAGCCCUAUCAACCCAACUCAACCUCCCCACCUCCCAUUCCAUGGAAAAAUUCCACCGCCCAGACGCCCCAGCCCCAGAUAUCCUCCGACUCCUAAAAUACGCCGCAUCAUCCAAAGGCGAUCAGGAAUUCCGCGUCCCCCAGACUCCACAUACAGACCUGGGCUCACUGACAAUGCUAUUUGCCGAUUCCCCAGGACUCCAGAUCAAGCCCGAUGGAUGUGAUGACUGGCUGUAUAUCGAGCCUAAGGAGAACCAUGCAGUUAUCAAUCUUGGUGAUGCGAUGAGCCCAUAG